GUCAGGUGCCGCCAUACUCAAAUUUGUCAUACUUUGUCUUUGUCUACAAAUUUCUCCGCAAGUAUUGGUCAAGGUCGGAGGUCAUCAUGUCGGACAUGGAAAAUGACGUGGUCGUGAAGCAGGAGGAGGGGGAGGGGGAGACCUCCCCAGCCGGCGAGGCGGCGACGACAACGACGGAAGCGGAGGCGGCACCCGCGGAGGAGGCGCCCGCGCCGGCGGCGGAGGUGGCAGCAGAGGGCAGCACCGAGGCGGGGCCAGAAGAGGAUGAACCGAUGGAGACGGAGUCUGCGCCGACGACGGCCGAGACGCCGGCGGCGGACACGGUGACGCAGAAGGAGGAGGAGGAGGCAGAGGAGGAGGAGGAGCCGGCGGCAGCAGAGCAGUCGGAAGAUUACGCGAAGCUGACGGGGCAGGGACUGGACGGCAAGGUCGCGACCGAGAUCGAGAUCAUAUACCAGGAGGGCAUAAUGACGUCUGGGGAGCUGGACGAUCGCGCCGUUGACGCCCUCAAGGAGUUCCCGGUAGAGGGCGCCUGCACUGUGCUGAAGCAGUUCCGCGAGACGAACCUGGAGCACGUGACAAACAAGAGCGCAUACCUGUGCGGCAUGCUGAAGACCUUCCGGACGAGGAAUCGCAUGAAGGGCGAUCAAAUCAGUCAGGCGAAGGGACCGGACGAGGCAAAGCUGAAGGAGAUCCUGAGUCGGACCGGCUACACGCUGGACGUCACUACAGGACAGAGGAAGUACGGAGGGCCUCCGCCGGACGCUGAGGGACCGCCCCCCGGAACGGGAUGUGAGGUUUUCUGCGGGAAGAUUCCCAAGGACAUGUUUGAGGACGAGCUGGUUCCCGUGUUCGAGCCGUGCGGGAAGAUCUGGGAUCUGCGUCUAAUGAUGGAUCCGCUGACGGGCCAGAAUCGCGGAUACGCCUUCAUCACGUUCUGCGACAAAGAGGGCGCCGCCGAGGCCGUCAAACGGAUCGACGGGCACGAGAUUCGUAAGGGCAAGAAGAUCAAGGUGAACAUAUCGGUGGCCAAUCAGCGCAUAUUCGUCGGGAACAUUCCGAAGAAUCGAGAUCGCGCAGAGAUAUCAGCAGAGUUCUGUCAGCACACGUCGGGCCUGGUAGAGGUCAUCAUCUACAGCUCCCCUGACGACAAGAAGAAGAAUCGCGGGUUCUGCUUCCUAGAGUACGAGUCGCACAAGGCCGCCUCACUCGCCAAGCGUCGCCUCAGCACUGGCCGCAUACGCCCGUGGAACUGCGACAUCAUCGUCGACUGGGCCGACCCCAUAGAGGAGCCGGACGAGGCAACGAUGUCACAGGUCGGUGGAGGUCGUGGGGGUCGGUGGAGGUCACGGCCGUUUGGUAUUAAUGUCGGCUUCCAGGGGGCACUUAACGUGAAUCCCGUGAACCUCGAUAGAGAAGUCACCGAGGAGAAGAUGAAGGAAUACUUCGAGCCGUUCGCAAGAUUGAGGCGGAGUCAAGAAGAUCAAGGGACUACGGGCUUUGUCCACUUCGACGGAGGCGGAGACGACUGCGUCAAGGCGAUGGAGGAGAUGAACGGCAAAGAGCUAGAGGGCGCCACGUUGGAGAUCUCGCUGGCGAAGCCGCCGACAGACAAGAAGAAGAAAGAGCAGCGGAUGCGGGAGCAGGAGCGACGGCUGAUGAUGAUGCGCGGGUGA
Messenger RNA from Priapulus caudatus, 1676 nucleotides. Its product is annotated as heterogeneous nuclear ribonucleoprotein R-like. Gene Ontology annotation, molecular function: mRNA binding. The record is from RefSeq and is a predicted model, not a curated record. Gene Ontology annotation, cellular component: nucleus; ribonucleoprotein complex. Lineage: Eukaryota; Metazoa; Priapulida; Priapulimorpha; Priapulimorphida; Priapulidae.